Trichosporon asahii var. asahii CBS 2479 is the source of this 1014-nucleotide messenger RNA. RefSeq names its product serine/threonine-protein kinase. Gene Ontology annotation, molecular function: protein serine/threonine kinase activity; ATP binding. Bases 1 to 1014 code for a protein of 337 amino acids. Gene Ontology annotation, biological process: protein phosphorylation; vacuolar protein processing; regulation of vacuole fusion, non-autophagic. NCBI's taxonomy places the organism in Eukaryota, Fungi, Basidiomycota, Tremellomycetes, Trichosporonales, Trichosporonaceae. Gene Ontology annotation, cellular component: Golgi apparatus; cytoplasm. The transcript has 5 exons. The record is from RefSeq and is a predicted model, not a curated record.
AUGAACGACAACCUCCUCAUUGCGCUCGACCGCAUCAAGUUCUAUGCGCAGGAUGCCCUCGUGACCGUGACGCAGCGACGCGACGCUCAAGAUCAAUGGCCGGAGCUACAAGGUCGAGAAGCUCCUCGGCGAGGGCGGUUUCUCCUUUGUCUACCUGAUCCGCGACAUGAGCAGCGGGCGGCUGUACGCGCUGAAGAAGAUCCUGGUCACGACGGGCCAGGACGGCGUCGCAGCCGCCAUGCGCGAGGUCGAGGCUUACCGCCGUUUCCGACACCCGAACCUGAUCAAGCUGAUCGACUCGGCCGUGGUGCAGGACCCCUCCGCAGACGGCAAAAUCAUCUACCUGUGAGCUUGUCGAACCCGGAAGCAGCUGACAUCAGGUUCCUCCCCUUCUACACGAACGGAAACCUGCAGGACCUCAUGACGCAGGUAUCUGUAACCGGCAACCGCAUUGAGGAGGACCGCCUCCUCCGUCUCUUCCACGGAACGUGUCUUGGCCUCCGCGCGAUGCACCAGUACCGCCUUCCAGCCGUCAAUGCCUCCUACCCUCCGAAUGCGGGUGACGAGGAGUCAGCGCUGCUGCACUCGACUCCCGAGCCCGUAUCCGGAGAAGAGGGCGAGCUUGUCCCAUACGCGCACCGCGACAUCAAGCCGGGCAACAUCAUGCUGACGGACGACGACGUCCCGAUUCUGAUGGACUUUGGCUCCUGCAUCAACACAAUGCCGUACCGCGCGCCCGAGCUCUUCGACGUCAAGACGGGCACGACGCUGGACGAAAAGGUCGACAUCUGGUCCCUCGGCUGCACCCUCUUCGCGGUUGCGUACGGGUACUCGCCGUUCGAGACGGAUGGCGCGUCCAUUGCCAUGGCCGUGCUGAGCGGGCGAUACAAGCACCCGGCCGGGUACAGCGAGCGCGUCACCAAGCUCAUCGACGCCAUGCUCGUGCCUGAGCCGAGCAAACGGCCGGAUAUCCAGAAGGUCAUCGACCUCACUGAGGCCGCGAUGAGGCAGUAG